AUGCAAGCUGGUAUGGUUUAUGAAGGAUUAAGAAUGAAUAAAAACCGUGGUAGGUCACCACGAUUUAGGAAGGCAAAAUUUGGGGUAUUUGGGAGCAAGUGGGUGAAGAAGCUAUUCUACAAGAUUUCCAUCGCAGUUGUCUCGACCGGUGUUAAGUAUGAUACAUUUGUGCUAGCGGCUGAUGAAGAUAUCAGGGUUCUAUUUCAUUGUGUCGGAGUUUUCCGAAGGUCAGAAUACACGAGCCGUAUGCGAAGUUGGAGGUUGGUGUCAAUAGUUCUGGGGCAUCAGCUCCGGUUCAUAGCUCGACUGCCGCGGGCGGUCAUAUCCCCUUCCUUUGCGGCUGAUUUAGAUCGAACGGAGGCACUUGGUUCUGUACCGUUGGAGAAUCCUGGGGUCUGGCAGCAGGCAUUUGAGGUGGAUACCGGUGGUGGCAUGAUUCAUGAUGUUCAAGGCUUCGAAGAACCUGAUCGAGUAGAGAAUGCAAUGCGGGAUGAUGACUCUGACCAAGAGCCUGUAGAUAUCAUUGGGGACAACGAUGAUAGCACAGGUGCCAAUCCACAUAAACAGCACGGGCCUUCAAGUUCUGGCAUACAGCAGUACCCUCCACACUUCUCCACUCUAAACUUGGAGGCUCUAGGUCAACAGGCGGACGGAGGUGCUACAGUUGGGAGUUCUUCUACAGAAUUUCAGAUUGGACAAUCAUUUCAGAAUAAAGAUGAAGCAGUUCUAAGUGUCAAGGACUAUAGCAUCUGUGGAGGUGUUGAGUACAGAGUCUUGAAAUCGGAUUAUCUAAAGUAUCAUGGAAAAUGCAAGGAGUUCGGCAAGGGUUGUAGUUGGUUGAUUCUCAUAUUGCUUCGUGCACGAAAGGGCACUUGGAAGGUUAGGAGGUACAACGGUCCGCACACUUGCUUGGCCACAUCUAUUUCCAGUGAUCACCGUCAGCUUGAUUACCAUGAACGACUACUUGUAAGAACAAUAACUAAAUGA
Molecule: messenger RNA, 987 nt
Organism: Arachis duranensis
Lineage: Eukaryota; Viridiplantae; Streptophyta; Magnoliopsida; Fabales; Fabaceae
Exons: 3
Coding region: 1-987 (328 amino acids)
Source: RefSeq, a predicted model, not a curated record